AGACCCUUGCAUUUGAUGAAGUAGUGUUCAUAAUAGAAGUCAUGUUCUCCAAAUUUUUUAAAUAGGCUAAUGACAGACCUAAAGUCAUUUAAUUUUUGCACAGGGUGGUAGCUUUAUUAGAUUUAUUGGCUUCUGCUUUUCAAAUCUCACCUGUGUCACCAUUUAUUUCCAUCUUUUAAACCCGCCUUCUCUCUCUCUCUCUCUCUCUCUCUCUCUCUCUCUCUCCUCAGAAGAGGACAUUUCAAUUUGCAAGUUCUCUUACUGUAAAAACAAAAUUGAGGGUAAACCAUUGAGUCUCUAUCAGAAAUCCUGCUUAUAAUCCAGCACAACCACAUGAGACCAAUCUUAAACAACUGUCUGGGAUUCUGCACUUUCACUUGGACUUGGACUUUGGUUUGUUUGCAUACCAGAUGAGAUUCUUCAGAUUAGAUGCCUGAAGCUGAAAGCUGCAAUCUUGGUAAGUUUUCUCAAUCUUUCCUUGGAAAUAAGCAAAGACAAGAAAAAUGGUCCGGUCCCUCCUUGAAAUCAAAGAAAAAGGCCUUGCCACUACCACUCUGCAAACGUACUUUGUUCCUCAGCCACCCCCACCCUCCAAUGUUCAAUCAGAUAGUUUCAGUUUUGGCAACAAAGUCAGUCCAAGCAUACUGCUCAUAAUCAUAAUUCUAGCCAUUAUUUUCUUUGUUUCUGGUUUGCUUCAUCUCCUUGUUAGAUUCCUUUUGAGACCUUCGAGCAGAGAUGCAGAUGACUUGGAGAGUGUGACUGUUCUUCAAGGACAAUUGCAGCAACUGUUCCACCUCCAUGAUGCUGGGGUUGACCAGUCUUUCAUAGACACUCUCCCUGUCUUCCAUUACAAAGCCAUCAUAGGAUUGAAAAAUCCAUUUGAUUGUGCUGUGUGUUUGUGUGAGUUUGAGACUGAAGAUAAGCUCAGAUUGUUGCCCAAGUGCAGCCAUGCCUUUCACAUGGAGUGCAUAGACACAUGGCUCUUGUCUCACUCAACUUGCCCUUUGUGUAGAGAUACUUUGCUCCCUGAUUUCUCUCCAAACAAUAGCUGUUCCCCCAUUGUUCUUGUUCUUGAAUCUGGGAGUGACAGCUCAAGAGAGAUGGUCUCCGAUAGAGAGGCUGCUAUUGGCAGAACCAACUCAGUUUUGGGACCAAAUUCCCACCUGGGUUUUCAUGGAGACGUCGAAUUGGGCUUGUCCCACCGCAAAUCGUGCGAAAUUGUGACGAAAGAAGAGGCUAAUCCAACGGUAAUGGUGGAUUCUGGGGAAAAGGUAGUGCCUGUGAAGCUUGGAAAGUUCAGAAAUGUGGAUGGUGGUGGUGAAGGGAGUAGUGACAGCAAUGUGGAUGCAAGAAGGUGCUUUUCUAUGGGGUCAUUUGCAUAUGUAAUGGAUGACAAUUCUUCGUUGCAAGUACCCAUUAGAGCCUCAAUGAAAAAGCAACCAAGCAAGAAGCCUACUCUGCCAUUAACACCAGGUCACAGGCAAGCAAUGUCUGAAUGUGAUUGUGAGUCCAGAAGAGAAUUCAAGUUCAGUGGGGUUGAAGCAAUUGGAGGCCUUGAGACUCAAGGGACUGCUAGUGCUAGUAUUACUAAUGGCAAUAAUACCAUUGGGAGGAGCAAGAGGGAGAGCUUCUCUAUAUCGAAGAUUUGGCUCCGCGGGAAGAAAGAAAAGCCGAAUAGGGCAGGAGAUUCGUCGAGACUGGCCUCUUCCUUCCGGUUUCCUGUGCACCGGAGUGGCGUGGCUGGCGGAGAGGAAGUGAAGGCCAAGAAUGUUGAGAGUGGGAGUAGGAGGACUAUUUCAGAGAUUGACAGUGGCAGGUGGGAAAAUGGAGGGAGUGAAUUGGGUUGUGAUGAGGAGAAUGUUAGUGUUAGCUGUAACAGUUUGGAUUCUCAAGCAAAUCCACCAUCUUUUGCAAGGAGGACACUGCUUUGGCUCAUGGGUAGACAGCAGAACAAAGUUGUUCAUUCAUCAUUUGAUCCUAGUGUUUAGUUUUCUGUUAAUUUCUUUAAUUUUUAUUCUUAUCUAGAUAGAAAAUUAUUAUCUAUGAUUCCUCAUCCUCCUGGAAGGUAAAUUUGGAUGUUUUGUAACUGGAAAAUUGAAGAAGCAAUAGUUGGAUAGGGAUCUCAGAUCAGUUUCUGCAUUUCUCUUGUGGAGAGAUGCAAAA
Molecule: messenger RNA, 2163 nt
Organism: Prunus mume (Japanese apricot)
Lineage: Eukaryota; Viridiplantae; Streptophyta; Magnoliopsida; Rosales; Rosaceae
Product: RING/U-box superfamily protein
Source: RefSeq, a predicted model, not a curated record